GUAGCGCGCGUGAGGGCGUUGGGCGCCGCCGCGAGGCUGGGAAGCGCGGGGCCGCGGCGGUGCGGGUUCUAGGGCGGCGGCUCCCGCCGCCGCAGCAGCGCCCCAGGCGGGGAGGGCCGAGGAGGCCGGACGAGCUGGGGAUGGAGAGUACCAGGCCCCUCACUGCCUCAGAGCGCGUGUGCGGCUCCGGGCGCGCACAGUGACGGUGACAGCGUCCCUGGCCCGGCAGCGCCGAGGCCGCUUCGCCAGACAGCCCGCGACCGGCGGCAGGCCGGGCCAUGAGGAGCGGCCGGGGCCGGGCCGGGCCUCGCUGACCCCGGCUCCGCGCGGCGGCCUCCCCCGUUUCCGCUCCGGCCUCUCGGCAUGAGAGUCCGCCCGGGCCAGGGGCUGCGGCUGCCCCAGACUCGCCGCCAGCUGGCGCGCUCCGGGGCCGCAGACCCGCGGUGCUGAUACCUGCGCCGCGCUACGCCGCCAGCCCGCCCACUGUGUGCCCCGGGGGCGCGGCCAUGGAGGUGGUGGGCGACUUCGAGUACAGCAAGAGGGAUCUCGUGGGACACGGGGCCUUCGCCGUGGUCUUCCGGGGGCGGCACCGCCAGAAAACUGAUUGGGAGGUAGCUAUUAAAAGUAUUAAUAAAAAGAACUUGUCAAAAUCGCAAAUACUGCUUGGAAAGGAAAUUAAAAUCUUAAAGGAACUUCAGCAUGAAAAUAUUGUAGCACUCUAUGAUGUUCAGGAAUUACCCAACUCUGUCUUUUUGGUGAUGGAGUAUUGCAAUGGUGGAGACCUCGCAGAUUAUUUGCAAGCAAAAGGAACUCUCAGUGAAGACACCAUCAGAGUGUUUCUGCAUCAGAUUGCUGCUGCCAUGCGAAUCCUGCACAGCAAAGGAAUCAUCCACAGAGAUCUCAAACCACAGAACAUCUUGCUGUCCUAUGCUAAUCGCAGAAAAUCAAGUGUCAGUGGUAUUCGCAUCAAAAUAGCGGAUUUUGGUUUUGCUCGUUACCUACAUAGUAACAUGAUGGCUGCAACACUGUGUGGAUCCCCGAUGUACAUGGCUCCUGAGGUUAUUAUGUCUCAACAUUAUGAUGCUAAGGCUGACUUGUGGAGCAUAGGAACAGUGAUAUACCAAUGCCUAGUUGGAAAACCACCUUUUCAGGCCAAUAGUCCUCAAGACUUAAGGAUGUUUUAUGAAAAAAACAGGAGCUUAAUGCCUAGUAUUCCCAGAGAAACAUCACCUUAUUUGGCUAAUCUCCUUUUGGGUUUGCUUCAGAGAAACCAAAAAGAUAGAAUGGACUUUGAAGCAUUUUUUAGCCAUCCUUUUCUUGAGCAAGUUCCAGUAAAAAAAUCUUGCCCAGUUCCAGUGCCCAUGUAUUCUGGUUCUGUCUCUGGAAGCUCCUGUGGCAGCUCUCCAUCUUGUCGUUUUGCUUCUCCACCAUCCCUUCCAGAUAUGCAGCAUAUUCAGGAAGAAAACUUAUCUUCCCCACCAUUGGGUCCUCCCAACUAUCUACAAGUUUCCAAAGAUUCUGCCAGUACUAGUAGCAAGAAUUCUUCUUGUGACACGGAUGACUUUGUUUUGGUGCCACACAACAUCUCGUCAGACCACUCAUAUGAUAUGCCAAUGGGGACUGCUGGCAGGCGUGCUUCAAAUGAGUUCUUGGUGUGUGGAGGGCAGUGUCAGCCUACCGUGUCACCUCACAGUGAAACAGCACCAAUUCCAGUACCUACUCAAAUAAGGAAUUAUCAGCGCAUAGAGCAGAAUCUUACAUCUACUGCCAGCUCAGGCACAAAUGUACAUGGUUCUCCAAGAUCUGCAGUGGUGCGAAGGUCCAACACCAGCCCCAUGGGCUUCCUCCGGCUGGGAUCAUGCUCCCCGGUGCCAGCAGACACAGCACAGACAGUUGGACGAAGGCUCUCCACUGGGUCUUCUAGGCCUUACUCACCUUCCCCUUUGGUUGGUACCAUUCCUGAGCAAUUCAGUCAGUGCUGCUGUGGGCAUCCUCAGGGCCAUGACUCCAGGAGUAGAAACUCCUCAGGUUCUCCAGUGCCACAAGCUCAGUCACCACAGUCCCUCUUAUUGGGUGCUAGACUGCAGAGCGCCCCCACCCUCACUGACAUCUAUCAGAACAAGCAGAAGCUCAGAAAGCAGCACUCUGACCCCGUGUGCCCAACCCAUGCUGGGGCUGGGUACAGCUACUCACCUCAGCCCAGCCGGCCUGGCAGCCUUGGAACUUCUCCCACCAAGCACUUGGGGUCCUCUCCACGGAGUUCUGACUGGUUCUUUAAAACUCCUUUGCCAACAAUCAUUGGGUCUCCUACUAAGACCACAGCUCCUUUCAAAAUCCCUAAAACGCAAGCAUCUUCCAACCUGUUAGCCUUGGUUACUCGUCAUGGGCCUGCUGAAGAACAAUCCAAAGAUGGGAAUGAACCACGGGAAUGUGCCCAUUGCCUCUUAGUGCAAGGAAGUGAGAGGCAGCGGGCUGAGCAGCAGAGCAAGGCAGUGUUUGGCAGAUCUGUCAGUACUGGGAAGUUAUCAGAUCAACAAGGAAAGACUCCUAUAGGUGGACAUCAGGGCAGCACAGACAGUUUAAAUACAGAACGACCAAUGGAUAUAGCUCCAGCAGGAGCCUGUGGUAUUGUUCUGGCACCUCCUGCAGGUAUAGCUGCAAGUUCCAGGGCUGUCCUCUUCACUGUAGGGUCUCCUCCACACAGUGCAGUGGCCCCCACUUGUACCCACAUGCUCCUUCGAGCAAGAACAACCUCAGUGGGGCCUAGCAACUCGGGGGGCUCUCUGUGUGCCAUGAGUGGCCGCGUGUGUGUGGGGUCCCCGCCUGGCCCAGGCUUCGGCUCUUCCCCUCCAGGAGCAGAGGCAGCUCCCAGCCUGAGAUACGUGCCUUACGGUGCUUCACCCCCCAGCCUGGAGGGGCUCAUCACCUUUGAAGCCCCUGAACUGCCGGAGGAGACGCUGAUGGAGGUAGAGAAGAGACUAUAGUGGUGUGAAUGUAACGUUGAUUUGGUAUGAGAACAUUCUAGGGAUGACAAGAACAAAAUACAUUAAAUAGUUACUAAAUUAUGUUCUCUUUAACGUGCCUUUUCUGUUUGAAAAGUAUCGCUGAUGUCGUUUUAGAUUAAUGUUGACAGUGACACUCAUCCAUAAUAAGCUUUGGUUUAUAGGAAGAAACGCAUAGAUUCUGUGUUUUUCUUUCUUUUUUUUUUUUGAGAUGGAGUCUCGCUGUGUUGCCCAGACUGGAGUGC
Cercocebus atys (sooty mangabey) is the source of this 3247-nucleotide messenger RNA. RefSeq names its product unc-51 like autophagy activating kinase 2 (gene ULK2). Gene Ontology annotation, cellular component: autophagosome; cytoplasm. The record is from RefSeq and is a predicted model, not a curated record. Gene Ontology annotation, biological process: autophagosome organization; positive regulation of autophagy; axon extension. NCBI's taxonomy places the organism in Eukaryota, Metazoa, Chordata, Mammalia, Primates, Cercopithecidae. Bases 507 to 2984 code for a protein of 825 amino acids. The transcript has 22 exons. Gene Ontology annotation, molecular function: protein serine/threonine kinase activity; ATP binding.